Molecule: messenger RNA, 3288 nt
Organism: Cheilinus undulatus (humphead wrasse)
Lineage: Eukaryota; Metazoa; Chordata; Actinopteri; Labriformes; Labridae
Gene: trpc5a
Product: transient receptor potential cation channel, subfamily C, member 5a
Exons: 17
Coding region: 1-3288 (1095 amino acids)
Biological process (GO): manganese ion transport; regulation of cytosolic calcium ion concentration; calcium ion transmembrane transport
Cellular component (GO): cation channel complex; membrane
Molecular function (GO): inositol 1,4,5 trisphosphate binding; store-operated calcium channel activity; protein binding
Source: RefSeq, a predicted model, not a curated record
AUGAAUCCCAUGACACAGUUGUACUACAAGAAGGCGACGUACUCGCCGUACCGCGAUCGCAUCCCUCUUCAGAUCGUUCGUGCUGAGGUGGAGCUGUCAGCUGAGGAGAGAGCAUACCUGACCGCAGUGGAGAAAGGUGACUAUGCGGGCGUCAAACACGCCCUCCGUGAGGCGGAGGUCUACUACAACAUGGAUGUGAACUGUCUGGACCCGCUGGGCCGCAGCGCGCUCCUCAUCGCCAUCGAAAACGAGAACCUGGAGAUCAUGGAGCUCCUGCUGGACCACGGCAUCCACACGGGCGACGCCCUGCUCUACGCCAUCAGGAAGGAGGUGGUGGGCGCCGUGGAGCUGCUGCUGUCGCACAGGAGGCCCAGCGGCGAGAAGCAGGUUCCCUCUCUGAUGAUGGACAGUCAGUUCUCAGAGUUCACCCCAGACAUAACUCCCAUCAUGCUCGCUGCUCACACCAACAACUAUGAGAUCAUCAAACUCCUAGUACAACGCAAGGUCACCAUCCCCAGACCACACCAGAUACGUUGUGACUGUGUAGAGUGUGUAUCCAGUUCAGAGGUCGACAGUCUUCGGCAUUCACGCUCUCGACUCAACAUCUACAAGGCUCUGGCCUCACCCUCCCUCAUCGCGUUGUCCAGUGAAGACCCCAUCCUCACGGCCUUCAGACUGGGCUGGGAACUCAAAGAGCUCAGCAAGGUGGAGAACGAGUUUCGUCAGGAGUACGAGGAGCUAUCGCAGCAGUGCAAGCGGUUCGCCAAAGACCUUCUGGAUCAGGCUAGGAGUUCUAGAGAGCUGGAGACCAUCCUGAACCACAGAGACAACGACCAGAGCGAGGAGCUGGACCCCAGACAGUGCCACGAUCUGGCCAAGCUCAAACUGGCUAUCAAAUACCACCAAAAAGAGUUUGUGGCUCAGCCCAACUGUCAGCAGCUCUUGGCCACGCUUUGGUACGACGGCUUCCCGGGCUGGAGGAGACGACACUGGGCGGUCAAACUGGUCACCUGCUUCAUCAUCGGACUUCUGUUUCCUGUUUUCUCUCUGAUCUACCUGUUGGCUCCUAAGAGCGCGCUGGGUCGCUUCAUCAAGAAGCCCUUCAUCAAGUUCAUCUGUCACACGGCGUCCUACCUAACCUUCCUCUUCCUGCUGCUGCUCGCCUCGCAGCACAUCGCCCGCACCAACCUGCACAUGCAGGGACCCCCACCCACCAUUGUAGAGUGGAUGAUCCUCCCAUGGGUGCUGGGCUUCAUCUGGGCAGAGAUUAAGGAGAUGUGGGACGGGGGGUUCACAGAGUACAUCCACGACUGGUGGAACCUGAUGGACUUCGCCAUGAACUCGCUCUACCUGGCCACCAUCUCUCUGAAGAUAGUGGCGUACGUAAAGUAUAACUCCUCUCGACCCAGGGAGGAGUGGGAGAUGUGGCACCCCACGCUGAUAGCCGAGGCUCUGUUCGCCAUCGCCAACAUCUUCAGCUCACUCAGACUCAUCUCCCUCUUCACCGCCAACUCUCACCUCGGGCCUCUGCAGAUCUCACUGGGCAGGAUGCUGCUGGACAUCCUCAAGUUCCUCUUCAUUUACUGUCUGGUCCUGCUGGCGUUUGCUAAUGGUCUGAACCAGCUGUACUUCUACUACGAGACAAAGGCCUCAGAAGAACACAACAACUGCAAAGGCAUCCGCUGUGAGAGGCAGAACAACGCCUUCUCUACGUUAUUUGAGACUCUUCAGUCUCUCUUCUGGUCCAUAUUUGGGUUGCUGAAUCUCUACGUGACCAAUGUGAAGGCUCGACACGAGUUCACAGAGUUCAUCGGGGCGACCAUGUUCGGCACGUACAACGUCAUCUCUCUGGUGGUUCUGCUCAACAUGCUGAUCGCCAUGAUGAACAACUCGUACCAGCUCAUCGCCGAUCACGCCGACAUAGAGUGGAAGUUUGCCCGCACCAAACUAUGGAUGAGCUACUUCGAUGAAGGCGGGACGCUGCCGCCGCCGUUCAACAUCAUCCCCAGCCCAAAGUCCAUCCUCUACCUUCUCAUGUGGCUCCACAACAAGCUGUGCCGGCGAGGCCAGCCGCCCGGGGACGACUCGCACAAGUGUGAAAACCUCCGAGAGUUCACGGAACGGCACGCUGACAGUCUGAUCCAGAAUCAGCAUUACCAGGAGGUGAUCCGAAACCUGGUGAAGAGGUACGUGGCGGCCAUGAUACGCAGCGCCAAGACAGACGAAGGGCUGACAGAGGAGAACUUCAAGGAGUUGAAGCAAGACAUCUCCAGUUUCCGCUACGAGGUCCUGGAUCUCCUCGGGAACCGGCGUCCACCCAGGCGACAUUACUCCUCCUCCAGCGAUGCAGCAAAAGACGACGGCGCCGCAGCAUCAGAGGAUGACAGCGAAUCGGGGGACGGCAGUGGGGGCGGAGGUGGAGGCCAGCGAUCCAAAGGCGUGACCUUCAUGACGCCGCUAGAGGACGACAAGUCACCAGAACCAGAGCAAGGUGUGUCCGCUUUGGUGCGCUCCAUUUCAGGAAUGACACAGAUAGAAAGAACCGGAGAGGAUGACGAGGUGGAUCUGGAGGAGGGCAUCGGAUGGGGGGAAGAGGAGGAAGAAGAGGAUGGGAAACCAAAGAGCAACGGGCUGAAGACAAACGUCAUCCCUCCAUCGUCCACCUCCGUCCUCCCUUCUCCGUCGUCAUCAUUCGCCACAGCAUUGUCAUCAUCACUCGCCCGUACAAGAAGUCGCCUCCAACGCCUCUCAUCUCCAGGAACAAAGACGGACUCUUUCAAGCGCCUCUCAUACCUGUUCUCUCGCUCCAAACGCAAAGCCCCGCCCCUGCCUCUCCCUAUGCAGUCCCCGCCAUCUUACACCAUCUCCGACGGGUUGCUCCGCCCUCUGGGGACCCACAGCCACUCCGACUUCGGACUCAGUGACGUGACCAGAAGCGAGACUCACCUGAACGAGGUGGGCCGCUCAGUCGACAUCAACAACCCCUCGUUCUCCCCGCGGAGAUCGAACGGGCGGGACUCCCUCCUCACUCUGCCCCUCCCACCCCCGUGCCCCUGCCAAUCCCUGCACUGUGCUUCCAACAUGUCCGAGUCCAGCUCGCGCCUCCUGGACUCCAGCGAGGACGUUUUCCAGGGCGGAGGCGUGGGGGGGUCGGGCGAGGGCGGCAUGGAUGGGGGAGGAGGGGGAGGAGGAGGGGUGAUGUUAAUGGGCGGGUGGGUGGGACCGUGUGAUGAUGUCAUAGAGGACAGCUGUGAGGUCAUAGAGGACUCUGUCACCACACAGCUAUAG